This is a messenger RNA of Funneliformis mosseae, 135 nucleotides long. NCBI's taxonomy places the organism in Eukaryota, Fungi, Glomeromycota, Glomeromycetes, Glomerales, Glomeraceae. The record is from the annotation of a GenBank genome assembly.
CAGUUUUUUGUAAAGAAGCCAAAGGAUGAUUUUAGUCGCAGUGGUCAUAUUAGGCUAAUACGAUCGCUACUUGGUCAAGGGUGCAGUUUAGAGAAGUUAAAGCUAUUUGCUAAUAAUGAUAUGAGGCCUGAGUAG